AUGACAACAAUUAUGAAAAAUUUUCCGCUAUUAACUGAAAUUGAUGAACAGAAUAAUUCAGAUAAUAUUGAUUGGAAUACCAAUGCGCUUCAAACAUUACUGACAUCUAAUCUACCGACAACAACAAUCUUUUACUAUGCUAUUGAUGUUGGCUUUCGGAGAUUGGAAAGUAGUUUAUAUGAAACUUAUUGGGAUCCUACAGCUGAUGCUUUGAAUGAUUUAUCUGAAUUUUUGUUUAAUUCAUCAUCUACCAAUGACAUUGAUCCAUAUUUAUAUGAAGCAAAAUGUCAAUUAUUAUUUUAUGCGUCGAUCGCAAUUAUUAAACUAAAUACGAUUAGACGUCGAUCGAUAAAUGAAGCGAAAAUGUCUUGUGCAGCUGUUUGUUUACUAUUAUUAGAACACAGUAAAUCGUACGAAACUCUAUCAGUCAAAAAUCAAUAUUCAUCUUGUAUUCAUUCAAUGCGCUGCCGUUAUUUAAAACGAAUAUUUAUUAUUGGACAAUGGUUAUCAACCUUAUCGAAAACACAAUUCAAUGAUAUACAAUCUAAUCAUGAACAAUACAUUGAAACAAUGCUUGAUCAUUUAUUUCCAGCUGUAUCUUUAAGAAAUAAAAUCAAUGGAUUUAUUGAUAACUGUUUACUAAAUAAUAAUAAUAGUGAAAACGAUUUUCCGGACAACGAAACAACAUCAAGUGGUUUUGUAUUUAUUAGACGUUUCUCUAAAUUCAAUGAAAAAUCAAUUGAAAAACAUAGUGAUCUGAUGCAUAUGGGACUUGUUAAUACAUUAAAUCAAUUGAAUAAAAAUCCUACUCAAAAAUUAAUCUGUUGCAUAUGGACAUUAUGUUGUAUGAUUGAAGCAGAUCGAGUGUCACUUGGAGUUUUAAAUCGUUGUAUCACACGUGAACAUUUUUCAGUUCUACCGAUUGAUUUCGAACAAAAACCACUAACAAUCGAAUCAUUAAACGAACGAGAUAUAAUUGUUUUUCUUCUUCUAUGUGCACAACAAAAUGUGCAUUUAUACGGUGAAGAUUCAACAUUACAUCCCUAUUUGCUCUAUUCGAUAUCUCAUCUAUGCACACAAAAUCAAAAAAAUUGGUGGCAAACAGCCAUGGACAAAGCUUCAUCUUCAGAAUUUGCCAAUCAUCUUGCAAUUAUUCGUCUGGAUGAUGAGAAUCUCAAUCAGCAUCCACCGAAACUUAUUCUACUUGAAACUGCUAAAAUACUUUUUAAAACAGCUCAAAUUGACUAUGAACAACAUGCUAAUCGAUCUGCAUUAUUGUAUGAACAAUAUGCUAUUCAAUAUUUUCAAACGGCUAAAGCAAAUUUAAAUAAUCAUGAACUGUCUGAUAUAUCGAAAAGUACACAUACUAAAUCGUUUUUCUUCUAUCCAAAAAAGUCGAUGAAUGAAACGAACGAAAAUAAUAAAAAACUAAUUGAACAAUUAAUUGAAGAAUGUAAAAAACUUGCUCGACAAUGCGAUGAAUUAAAAUCACUACCUCUACCAGAACCACCGCGAAGAUCAAGUCCAACAAAAGAAGAAGAAGACGACGAAGAAAAAGGCCUUGACAUUUCAACUAUUUUAAGUCCUGUUCAUGUCGGAAUAGAAGAAAAAAAAUCACCGAAUGUCGAUACAACGUUAUUUGUUACACCACCAAUAAUAAAUAAAAGUUGUGAUGUUUCUGUUCAAACACAUGAACCAAUCGCGUCACUACCGGUUACUACAAUGGCAACAGUCGAUGAAGAUCCUGAGACAUCGGCAUCUUCAUUACCGCCAUUUGUUGAUGUGAUAUUUUCUCAUAUGAAUACGGUUAAUCAAUGGCUCAAUCGGUAUUGUACAAACAAUGACGGAAUUCAAAAUGAUAUUAUUACCAUCCGAGAUCAUCUUGAAAAACUUAAUCGAGCAACAAGUCAGAUGAUCUUUACAAAUGUUAAAAUGUUUAAAUCGAGUUCAAGCGAAGGGAGUGAACAUGGUGAUUCUUCACAACAAUGA
Messenger RNA from Rotaria socialis, 1989 nucleotides. The record is from the annotation of a GenBank genome assembly. NCBI's taxonomy places the organism in Eukaryota, Metazoa, Rotifera, Eurotatoria, Philodinida, Philodinidae.